AUGAAGCUCAUUUUCUCCAUUGUCUUACUCCUUGGAAGUACGGGAUUACAGUCUCUCGCGCAGCAGAUUCCUGGCUCUCUGCUUUCUUUCGACCUCCUACAAUUGAGCGUUGGCUGCCUUACUGCUGUGAACAAGACUGUUAGCUCUUGUCCAAGAUGGCUUCCACAGCAUACAGGUGAAGGCGACGCAAGCUUUGACCUGCUCAACGACAAACGCCUCAGCCAGCUCUGCGGUACAGCUUGCGCUCAAGAUCUUGAAACCUCAAGGGCGGCGAUUCAAAAGGCUUGCACUUCUGCUACAGAUGUCAUGGUUCCUGUUGAGGGUGUUGCUUAUCCAGCGACGUUCCUUGCCGAUAGAUACCUCUAUGCGUUGCAGUUAGGCUGUCUCGAGUCGUCUUCGGGACAAUAUUGCGACUCUAUAGUCUCAACGUGGCUAAAUCAGAGCAGCAGUGCAAACUGGACAGUCGCACAGAAUUGCUCUGAUUGCGAACUCGGAGUCCAGAAACUGCAACUUUCCUCGCCAUUCGGCUAUGAUGUAGACGGCGCCGCCAAUUUCGCCUCGCUCACGUCCAGCUGUAAGGUAGAAGGUUACACAUACGCCACGCCCGCGGCAUAUGCCAUUAAUGCAACAACUGUGCCGGAUCCGCCUUCUCGUACAUGUACCAACACAUAUACCGUACAGGAUGGAGACACUUGCAUCUCCAUCUCUCUGAGCAAAAAUGUUUCGACGUACAGCUUAAUAGUAGCGAAUGGUAUCGAUAUUAGCUGCAAUUUGCUCGCUCCUGCAGGCUCCACGGUUUGUCUCCCAAAUACGUGCAACACGUACCAACUCGACAUGUACGACAGAUGCGACGAUAUAACAGCCGGCGCUCGGAUCAAUCAGCAGCAGCUGUUGUCCUGGAAUCCCAUGAUCAACAACUUUUGUAAUAACCUAGGCAGUUGGUUUGGUUGGAACUUGUGCAUAAGGUGUGAGAAUCUUUUUAUUCACCUCGUUUUCUGUCAGCAGCAGCAUUUGGAUUCUGACCACUAUAGCAGCUCACCAGACGGAGCCGUCAACCCCGGUCAAGGCAACAGUGUUGCCACAGACGCACCUGUCCCCACAAAUGCGCAGGACCUAUCCAACAGGCAUUGUGGACAGUGGUAUGCUACCAAAACGGAUGACUUGUGUGACACCAUAUCACUCGCUUUCGGUAUUACCGUGGACGAUUUCUACUUCCUCAACCCACAGGUCGACCACAAUUGCUCAAACCUCUGGUUGGAGACAUCCUACUGCGUUAGGCCUGUCGGAAACAUUGCUACCUACUACGGCUAUCCGACGUCCACACCAGGCACUAUAUUCCCUAAACCAACGCCGGAGCCAACAUCGACACCCCCACCAGUCGUGACUCCCCCACUCUCGGCGAAGGCGGCAGGCACAGUUGACGGGUGUCUACAUUACAUGAAUGCCUUUGACGAGUCACUGUCCAGUGUCUUCGAUCUCAAUGUGGCGAAUUCUUGCGAGGUGUGGGCUGCGCAGGCAGAUGUCACGGUGGAGGAUCUGUUAGCGUGGAAUCCGAGCCUUUCGAAGGCGAAUUGUGUGUUGCAGUCGGGCAAGAGUUACUGCAUUCUGAACUUGACGCCUACACCUACAACGUCCCAGCCACCGACCAACACUGGCGGCACACCACCACCUGCUGAGACCCAACCAGGCGCAAUCUCGUCGUGCAAGAAAUGGUACGUCGUUGUAAGCGGUGACGGUUGUUGGGGCAUUGCGAAUGCGGCUGGCAUCUCGCUCGAGGACUUCUACAAAUGGAAUCCUGGCGUCGGCGAGUGUUCUGCUUUGUGGCCAGACUAUGCUGUCUGCAUAGGAAUUUGAUUUGUGUCGAUAUGAUCAUGAAGACGUAGAUAAAGUUCGGGUACAGCAGAGUGUAAUUUACCCCGCAACUUUGUUCUAUCAAUAGCAUAAAAAAGUCCGUACUCUAUUC
Dothidotthia symphoricarpi CBS 119687 is the source of this 1963-nucleotide messenger RNA. RefSeq names its product carbohydrate-binding module family 50 protein. The coding region runs from base 1 to 1854 and encodes 617 amino acids. The record is from RefSeq and is a predicted model, not a curated record. The transcript is spliced from 4 exons. NCBI's taxonomy places the organism in Eukaryota, Fungi, Ascomycota, Dothideomycetes, Pleosporales, Dothidotthiaceae.